UUGAUUUUUCACUCCUCGCUUGUGAUAGUGAUUUCAAGUGAUUUUGUUUGGUCAAAAGGUUGCUAGGACUUGUGUGAGAACAUCUAGGGUGAUCCCAUAUAAUCUCCCUCACACGAGCAACUUGAAGUCCUUUUUCUAAACAUUUUCCUCUCCACUUGUUUGUGGUCAAAUCCACAAAUAAAGGUUGAAAUUUUGAUCUCUUUGAGGAGAUCUUUUGGAUAAAGACUCACAAUGUUCGUGAGAAGCUGUGGCUAAAAUUUUGUUGGAUUUGGAUCACGUUUAGUUAGAUUUCUAGUUUGGAUCUUGUGUUAUGAGCUGUAGUUUUUCAGUACUGCAACCAGUUCGUAACUUUCGGUUCCUAUCCUGAACAUCCGUGAAUAGUCUUUUCAGCAACCAGAUCUUUUUCGGACCUUCGUGUAGGUCGGUGCACUGGUUGGAGUACUGUUCAUCUGGUCGGAAUUUUGCUGUUCAUCAGACUUGUUGGAAUUACUAUUUACCAGUACUGCCGGAGCACUGUUCAUUUGGUCGGAGUUACUGUUUACCAAUACUGGUCGGAAUUACUGUUUCUCAGUUUCUAGUCGGAAUUACUGUUUAUCUUGUCAGAGUAUUAUUCAUCAGACUGGUCGGAGUACUGUUCAUCGGUACUGGUCGGUGAACUUUUGCUGUUCGGUGUGAGCGCUCUUUCGUGUUGUUUUCGCUGUGUAUUGUGCUCGCUUUGUUGUAUUUCGUUCUUGUGUCAGGUUAGGUUAGAAUUGAACAUAGAUCUUGUUCUUUUUAGAAGAAUUUUUAAGAACUCCUAUUCACCUCCUCUUAUCGUUGUUCCCAUCCUUCAGUUUGAAUUGGACAAGUCUUCUUUAAAAAAUAGGUCACCGUGGUGGCAAGCAGCCUCACCUACCCCGGCGAUGUGGAGUCGUUGGAGAGAGGUGGAAGAGAGAUGGAGAUAGGGGAAAGCGACGUUGCUUGUAGAAGAAAGAAGAAGCGAGAUGAAAAGUGUCCUCCACUUUACGUGCGACGAAGAGAAAUGGAACGCAAGGCCACGGCUCCUCGUGCGCCAAACAUAUGUGAGAAAAAGGCAACAGCCUAGCAGUGAGGGGGUUCCCUCGUCUAACCGGGCUCGUGUCCUAGGACCAAGUCAGCCCAGUCACAGUGUGACGGGUGUCAUCAUCUUCUUCUUCAGAGAAUGAGAAUGACAGUAAUAAAUUUUCAGAGAAUAGCGUCGACUCGGCAAGCAGUAUAAAUUCAGGAACGGUGCUCUGAUGGCAGUUCGUGGCCACCGUCUAACCCUCCCCACAGAUAUUGCUCGAUCGGUGUUUUCAGGUCUGCGCCACGCCGCCGGCUUGCUGCGCUUCCGCGCUCUGCUCCAUAGCUCGUUCCGCCAUUAGACGACGGCUUCGACCGAGUGCCGCCAAGGGUCGCCGAUCUAAGUUCGGCGAAGCUAGCAAGCCUAGCCAUGAAGCUUACUGCAAUCAGACAGUUUCUCUUGGUGCUCAUGGCGUUCUGUGCACAUGCUGUCAUCUGUUCCUGCAACGGAAACUACACUGAUAGGCUGUCACUACUUGAUUUCAAGAAGGCAAUCAGUCUUGAUCCACGUCAAGCCUUGAUGUCGUGGAAUGAAAGCAGCCACUUCUGCAGCUGGGAAGGUGUUCUGUGUAGUCUCAAGCACCCAAAUCGUAUUGCUUCUCUUAAUCUCACAAGUCGAGGUUUGGUAGGGCAAAUCUCUGAUUCACUCGGAAACCUGACAUUCCUAAAAGUUCUAAACUUGCCAAGUAAUUCAUUCACUGGAGAGAUCCCUCAAUCCCUUGGUCACCUGCAUCGCCUCCAAAUCCUCAACUUGAGUAAUAACACGCUUCAAGGAAGGAUACCCAGUCUUGAAAACUGUUCAAAGCUCAAGGAGCUACGGCUAAGGAAUAAUCAACUAGUUGGACCGAUUCCUGCAUAUUUGCCUCGCCGGCUUCAAACGUUAGCACUUUCUUUUAAUAAUCUUAGCGGCACCAUCCCUACUUCUCUUGCCAAUAUCACAACGCUUAAUAUGUUUUCUUGUGCGUCAAAUAAUAUCGAGGGUCACAUCCCAAGUCAGUUUGCAACGUUGUCCGAGAUGCAAUACCUGUACGUGGGUUUAAAUAAGUUGUCAGGUCAUUUUCCACAGCCUGUCCUAAAUCUUUCUAAUCUAGUUGAAUUUGGCGUUACUGGCAAUGGUCUAAGUGGAGAAGUACCAUCCAAUUUCGGCAACUCUCUACCCAAUCUCCAAUUGCUCGUAUUAGCUGGCAACUUCUUUCAUGGGCAUAUCCCAUCUGGAUUAACAAAUGCUUCCAGGCUGUCCUCUAUCGAUAUAUCCAGGAAUAAAUUCACUGGGGUGGUGCCUAGCUCCAUCGGCAAACUUUCUAAGCUAUCUUGGUUAAAUCUCGGGUUCAAUAAACUCCGAUCAAGCAACAAGCAAGACUGGAACUUUAUGGACAGCUUAGCCAACUGCACUGAGCUGAAGUAUUUCGCGGUAGCUGGGAAUUGUCUAGAAGGCCAUGUUCCAAAUUCACUAGGUAACCUUUCCAAUCAACUCCAAUAUCUAUACCUGGCAGAGAAUCAGCUGUCAGGAGAUUUUCCUUCUGGUAUAGCAAACCUUCGCAACCUGUUCAUUGUGUCAUUGGGUGGGAAUCAAUUUACUGGUGUGGUUCCAGAAUGGCUUGGAACUCUAAAAAAUCCGCAAAUAGUAUCACUACACAACAAUUUCUUUACAGGGGUCAUUCCAUCAACCUUUUCAAAUAUGACUCAAUUGGGACGUCUCUUUCUAGACUCAAACAGAUUUGAUGGACACAUACCCCCAAUCCUAGGAAACCUCCAAAUGCUUGAAGUACUGAACAUUUCCAACAACAAUCUUCAUGGGAGCAUACCAAAGGAGCUCUUCAGAAUUCCAACAUUAGUACAGAUUGACUUAUCUUUCAACAACCUAGAUGGACCACUUCAUCCCGAUAUUAGCAAUGCCAAACAACUCACAAAUUUGUCUCUUCCAUAUAAUAAUUUAUCUGGAGAUAUUCCAAGCACUUUGGGUGACUGCGAAAGUUUACAAGUAAUCGAUCUGGGCCAUAACACUUUCAGUGGAAGCAUCCCCACGUCAUUAGGCAAAAUAACUAGCCUACAAGUUCUCAAUUUGUCUCACAAUAACUUGACCGGAUCAAUACCAGUUUCUCUUGGCAGCCUACAACAUCUUGAGCAACUAGAUGUGUCAUUCAACAACCUAAAUGGUGAGGUCCCAACAAAAGGAAUUUUUGGGAUUGCAACUGCUGUGCGGAUUGAUGGAAACCAGGGGCUUUGUGGUGGGGCUCUGGAGUUACACUUACUCUCUUGUUCUGUCACGCCUUUGAAUUCCAGAAGGCACAAGCAUUCCACCGUGCAAAAAGUGGUGAUCCCGUUAGCCAGUAUUGUGGCACUUGCUAUAGUCAUAUCUGUAAUGUUGCUCUGGAGGGGCAAACAUAAGAAAAAACCUAUAUUUCGGCCCUCAUUUGGUAGCAACUUUCGGAAAGUUUCUUACCAUGAUCUUGCUAGAGCAACAGAUGGCUUUGCCACAUCCAAUUUAAUUGGUAGAGGAAGAUAUUCUUCCGUAUAUCAAGGAAAAAUGUUUCGAGACAGAAUUGUGGUUGCUAUCAAAGUUUUCAGCCUGGAGACAGAGGGAGCACAUAAGAGCUUCAUCGCAGAAUGUAAUGCUCUGAGAAAUGUGCGGCAUCGUAAUCUAGUUCCUAUCCUAACUGCGUGCUCAAGUAUUGAUUAUAAGGGGAAUGAUUUCAAAGCCUUAGUCUAUGAGUUCAUGCCGCGAGGUGAUCUGCAUGCACUACUGUACUCAGCUGAUCAAGAUGAUGAGAACACUUCAACUCCGAGCCGCAUUACACUGGCUCAAAGGUUAAGCAUUGUGGUGGAUGUUGCAGAUGCAUUGGAAUACCUCCACCAUAACAACCAAGGAACUAUUGUUCAUUGCGAUCUGAAGCCAGGCAACAUUCUUCUGGAUGACAACAUGACGGCACAUGUUGGAGACUUUGGUCUUGCAAGGUUCAAAGUUGAUUCUACAGCAGCAUCUUCCAGUGAUUCGAUCUCAACUUCUUCAGUUGCUAUAAAGGGAACAAUUGGAUAUGUUGCCCCAGAAUGUGCAGCAGGUGGUGGAGUUUCAAGUGCUGGGGAUGUUUACAGCUUUGGGAUUUGUCUACUUGAAGUAUUUUUGCGGAAGAGGCCAACUGACGAUAUGUUCAAGGACGGGCUGAACAUUGUAACAUUCGUUGAGAUGAACUUCCCGGACAGGAUAUCACAGAUUGUAGAUCCUGAACUACUAGAAGCGGAGCAUGCAUUAUCGCAAGAAACAUCAGCUGCCAUGAAGGAGAAAAGCUUGGAGUGUUUACUUUCAGUGCUAAACAUUGGACUUCGCUGCGCUAAGGCGUCCCCGAAUGAGCGCAUGGACAUGCAGGAAGUGGCUGCGAAGCUGCAUGGAAUCAAGGAGGCAUAUCUGAGGGGAAAUAUAGACUCCUCCCGUCAGUAGCGCCAGCAAACUGAGGCUGGCAACUUGAAGCUGCAACACCAUGGCUGUUUUUUUUCCUUCUGUUUUCUUUAUGUUUGGAGUUUCUAAAAAGAUUAUGUCUAAAAAUACUACAUCUG
Phragmites australis (common reed) is the source of this 4632-nucleotide messenger RNA. Its product is annotated as receptor kinase-like protein Xa21. Gene Ontology annotation, biological process: protein phosphorylation. The record is from RefSeq and is a predicted model, not a curated record. The transcript is spliced from 4 exons. Bases 1451 to 4516 code for a protein of 1021 amino acids. Gene Ontology annotation, cellular component: plasma membrane. Gene Ontology annotation, molecular function: protein binding; protein kinase activity; ATP binding. NCBI's taxonomy places the organism in Eukaryota, Viridiplantae, Streptophyta, Magnoliopsida, Poales, Poaceae.